GCAUAAAUUAUGUUCAUGACGCAGUAGAUAAAAUAUCCCCGGUCUGCAAAUCUGCCCCCUCGUUCUGCCCCCCCCCAGGCGGGGCCGGGGCUCGGGCGGCUGCAACCGAGGGACCAUGCCCGCUGCAAAAGGCCGGUUGCACCGGUUGCAGGAGGGGUAGAGGCCAGUUGGGCCCGGGGAGGGGGGGCGCUUCUCCCCACCCCCCUUUUUUGUGCUUGCAGCAACCUUCGCUCCUGCUGCUGCUGCUGCGAGUUGAAUUUUUAAUUAUCCCGGGCGGGGGGGAGCAAAAAAGCAAAAGAUCGGCUUGCAGGAGCCCCGGCCCGGGCAGAAGGCGAGCGCGGUGCCUCUGCAGCCUUAGCAUCCCUUGUCUCUGCAGUAUGUGACCCAUCAUACAUUGCCAUUUGCACCAGCAACCAAUCAUGGACACUGAAACUGUUACCCCACAAGAAGCACCCUUGACGGUUAAUGAGCAGGUGAUUGUGAUGUCAGGUCAUGAGACAAUCAGGGUGCUGGAGGUAGGGGUGGACGCUCCACUCCCCGUGGACAAUACAGGGAAAACUGUGGAAACAGCAACACCAUCAGCAGGAGGAGAAGCUCCCAUGAGCUGCCCUCCAGAGCCCAGUGAAACAGGGAAGGAAGGAGGAGAACAAAACGUGGAAAAGGCACAUGGCAAUUCAGGUGGUGAAGUAAAGAUGAUACCGGAAGUAAUUCCUGCACCCGUCCCAGGAGUCAUCCCUUUCAGCCAAAUGACAAGCCAGCAAACACAAACUCUAACUCCUGUCACAGUACAAGCUGCACCACAGUAUUGCAGGUCAAGUGGCAGGUCAGCAGGGGCUGGCUGUGUGGACAUUUCCUGCAGCAACAGUCGCUGCCCUUCCGGGACUGACGGCCGCCUCUACUACUGGGGGAAUUUUCAAAUCGCCUAUAGCCAAUCUGCAAGGUAACUGCAUU
Sphaerodactylus townsendi is the source of this 951-nucleotide messenger RNA. It is a transcript of the gene POU6F1, whose product is annotated as POU class 6 homeobox 1. The transcript has 5 exons. The record is from RefSeq and is a predicted model, not a curated record. Lineage: Eukaryota; Metazoa; Chordata; Lepidosauria; Squamata; Sphaerodactylidae. Bases 420 to 944 code for a protein of 174 amino acids.